AUGGAUCAGCAGAAUUCCACAUUAUUUCAUGACUUAGAACAAAGUUAUGUGAUGCAGAUUGGCGGAUUAUGCCUAAAAAUCUAUGCCAGUCUUCUGUUAUUGGUGGGCAUACCUGCGAACAUAAUUUGCGGCAUAAUAAUGGGAGGAAAUCGCUCUAACCGGAUGACAACCCGCUUUCUAAUGAUCGUGUUGUCUAUUGCCGAUUCUGCCGUUCUUCUGGUUGCUGUGCUGCGAUAUUGGACAAUGCGUGUUCUCAAGUGGGAUCCACGCCUGAUCGGUCCCACCGCGUGUAAGUUGCACACGUUUUCAGUGGGAUGCAGUACAGACUAUGCCGUCGGUGCGUUAUGCGCACUUGCCGUAGAAAGGCUUCUGGUGGUUGCUUUCCCACACAAAGCAAACAGUAUUGUGAACAUGUGUUCUGUCACUUUCGGAAUGGGUGGUUUUGGUCUCCUGGUGGUUGCAAAAAAUAUGCUAAUUUUCUGGCUGGUUGGAUCAACAAAACCUGGUAUCAGUGAUAAAACCAAUAUGAGCUUACCAAUACGAAUCGGUACCUCCGAUUGUACGCCAUUACCAGAGUAUCGACAAAUUUUCAAAAUAUUCACCAAAGUGGACCUUGUGAGCUUUGCUGUGCUGCCGUAUAUUAUUUUGUUCUCCAGUAACUUAUUCAUUUACGUCAAGUUACGGAACCAGCAAGCUUUGCUUCGGCGAGCCAAACCAAAAUCACCAUUGUCCAGGCUGAGGCAGUCAAUCCGAGAAGAGGGCCAACAUCCGGUUCGAAAUGAACCGUUGUCGAGUGAUGGGAAGGCAAUUACCAAUACAAAUCGUCUUCAGUCCAUUAUUUCUCGAUCGGGCACAGACAAACGCACCAAGCGGAGACCAGAUGGUGUGAUCAAACUGCUGACAGCACUUACACUGAUACAUGUGAUCUGCACACUCCCUGGAACUUUGUUCACAUUUAUUACUUCGUAUCCAAAAAAUCUAGUCUCCAUCCGAAAAGACGUGGAAGAAUUAUUAAAGUCUGGCCUUGUUAUGUUAGUGUUUACCAAUAACGCAAUAAAUUUCUUCGGAUAUUACGCAUCGAGCACGGCAUUUCGAGAGAGCUUCUGUGGCAUGUUUAGGUGCGAUUGGCAUAAGUCCGUAUGUCAGCAGCGUCUGUUCAAUCACUGCGGAUGCCGAUGUGUGAAACACAAACAAAUUUCCGGAUCGGAAUUUGUCCAGUUGGUUGUGACUCCCCCUGGUGUAAAGGUGGCUUCGACAAGGCCAACAGAACGGGAACGGAAUGUGGCCAACAGUCAAGGUUCUCUAAAGGAAUCACCCCAAAGAAUAAUUGACGCCAAGGUUGACAGUUUCCAGGAAUAA
Opisthorchis viverrini is the source of this 1359-nucleotide messenger RNA. RefSeq lists its product as hypothetical. Gene Ontology annotation, biological process: G protein-coupled receptor signaling pathway. The record is from RefSeq and is a predicted model, not a curated record. The transcript has a single exon. The coding region runs from base 1 to 1359 and encodes 452 amino acids. Gene Ontology annotation, molecular function: G protein-coupled receptor activity. Lineage: Eukaryota; Metazoa; Platyhelminthes; Trematoda; Opisthorchiida; Opisthorchiidae. Gene Ontology annotation, cellular component: plasma membrane.